Molecule: messenger RNA, 3693 nt
Organism: Penicillium brasilianum
Lineage: Eukaryota; Fungi; Ascomycota; Eurotiomycetes; Eurotiales; Aspergillaceae
Source: the annotation of a GenBank genome assembly
GUAAAAGUGGUUUUGUAUACACGGUUGACCUAAUGACAGGAGGGCGGGCCUCGACUGCCAAAGUGGGACAAGCGCUAACUACAGCAAUGGACGAUUCGGUUCCUGAUACUCCCAUUCGGGGAAGCAAGCCUGCUCCUGGCACCCCUGACAACGAUGAGGACUACGAGACCAUCGCCACCUUGCCGGCGCAUACCAUGACUCCCUCCCAGCGAUUGACCCAGGCAACGCAACUAGUCGAUAUGCCCUAUUCUCGACCGAAUACGGUAAUUCAGGUCGCUGCCUCCUCGCCCAUGGCCCCUGCUGCCUCCCCACCCACCCAACGUGCCCCCGGCGGAGGACUGUUGAGCUCCCUCAUGGCUCCUUCUGGCACAUCCUUCCGUCCCCCAGCUACCACCGUUCGCCCGACGAAAAGAACUCCAAACUUCGACAUGGAUGACGGCCCCACCUACCGAGGCGGGUCUUCGGACGACGACGAGAACCGCAUGGACAUCAAGCCUGCCAUGUUUGAGAAAACUGCUCGAAGCCCCGAAAAGGUUGCCGAGUCGCCUGUGCGCGCUGAGCCUGGCUCUAUAGAUCGCUUCCGGGAAAUUACCUCAUCUGCCAUUUACGACCCAAAUGCGGCAGGCACGAAGCGCUCUGCCGAUCAAAUGAGCCCUGCGGACGCCUCUCGAGGCGUUGCUACCAAAAAGCUCCGACAAGGUGCUCCUUCUCGCGCGCAACCUGUGACUGCCCAUAUCUCGACCGUGCUGGACAUUGCCGAUUUCCGGAUCCGAGUCAAAGUGGAGCGCAUUCUGAAAGUCAUGCCCACAAAGUCUGUACACGAGUGUGUGGAAGCUCUCAUGUCGGCCAAUGGAAACUACGAUAUGGCUCUGGAUCUACUCGCGAAUGAACCUGUCCGCGCAAACGGAAACGGAACCCGAAAUGCCGCUAUUGAGAUUGAGUCUUCAGAUGACGAGCUGAGUGCCGAGCCUGUCCGCAACAUGGGACAGAUGGCCAAGCAGAAGAUCAAGGCUCGCGGUACCAUUCAGGACAAAUGGGCUGCCUCAAGGUUGCCCGGUGCCUCUCUGAAGGAAGACGAGGUGAAGCCCCGCGGUCGUCUCAUGCGCGGUCCGAGGAAUCGGGACUCUCCGGCGCUUUCUGAUGCCAUUGUGAUCGAUUCGGACGAUGACUCGCCCCCAAAGAAGAAGCCGGGGCGCCUCCAGAAAGGCCCUCGCCGUACCCGAUCUCUCACUCCGGAAGCUGUGCUGUCAGAUUCGGAGGAUUCCGAUGUUCGUGAGGAAGAUGCAUCUGCCGGUGACCUGGACCAAAAGGUUCUACGAUUCUUCAAUACCUGCCAACCCCACGAUCUCGCCGACAUUGCCGCGGUUCCUCAAGAAACCGCCGAGCUCAUUACCUCGCAGCGCCCGUUCACCAGCCUGGGCCAGGUCCGCGAGGUCAGUGCCCCGGUGGAUGAGAAUGCUAAACCCAAGGGCAAGGGCAAGGGCCGCAAACCUCUCAAGCCCGUGGGCGACAAAAUUGUCGACAAGUGUCUGGAUAUGUGGACAGGGUACCUGGCGAUCGACGCGCUCGUUGCAGAAUGCGAGGCGUUAGGAAAGCCCGUAGCCGUAGAGAUGAAGAAGUGGGGUGUGGACAUUUUCGGUAAGAGAGGUGAUGCUGAGCUCGAGCUUGUGAACCUGAAUGGGUCUCACGAUUCGGGGAUCGCAACACCUUCCUCAAACCAUCAGUCUCCUAGUGAAGAUGAUUCGGACGAUGAUAUUCGACCGGUGGCUAAAUCCCGAAAGUCUCAAUCGAGUAGUCAGUCCGGUUUCAUCUCACAGCCAUCCAUCAUGGCUAAGACUUUGGUCUUGAAGGAUUAUCAGAUCGUCGGUCUCAACUGGCUGGCGCUACUGUUUGAGAAAAAGAUGAGCUGCAUCCUCGCUGAUGAAAUGGGUCUCGGCAAGACCGUUCAGGUCAUCUCUUUUCUCUCGCAUCUCUACGAAAAGAACAUCAAGGGGCCUCACUUGGUCGUUGUCCCCUCCUCCACCAUUGAGAACUGGCUUCGCGAGUUCAAAAACUUUUCCCCAAAUCUCGUGGUCCAGCCUUACUACGCAAAUUUGGCUGAACGUGGCUUCCUUCGCGAGCAGCUAGAGAAAGAACGUGACUCGAUCAAUGUCGUGGUGACAACCUACACCAUUGCCAAGGCUAAGGUGGAUGCAAAGUUUCUUCGCGACAUGAAUUUCUGUGUUUGUGUUUACGACGAAGGACACAUGUUGAAGAACUCGCAGUCACUUCUGUACGACAAACUCAUCCGCAUCAAUGCCGAGUUCCGACUUCUCCUUACGGGUACCCCGUUGCAGAAUAACCUGCAAGAGCUGGCUUCUCUGCUGGGCUUCAUGUUGCCUGGAGUCUUUAAACAACACAAGGAGGAAUUGCAGGCCGUCUUUGCCAACAAAGCCAAGACGUCCGACGAUUCGCACGCAACUCUCCUGUCAGCACAGCGCAUUGAGCGUGCCAAGUCCAUGCUGAAGCCUUUUGUUUUGCGCAGGAAAAAGACACAGGUUAUUGACUUGCCCGCUAAACACUCGUACGUCGAGUACUGCGAGAUGAAGCCGUCGCAGCGGGAUAUAUAUGACCAUGAAAAGGAGCAAGUCCGCCAGCUUAUCGAAGACCGUGCUGCUGGCAAGAAGACUGGCUCAAAAUCCGCCAACAUCUUGAUGAAGCUACGACAAGCAGCCAUCCACCCCUUGCUCGCCCGGCGUCAUUACACUGAAGCCAUUCUUAAAAAGAUGGCUAAGAGCUGUCUGAAAGAAGAGAAAUGGGCACUUUCUGAUCCAGCCAUCAUCGAAGAAGAGUUGCAGGCUUACAACGACUACGAGUGCCACCACAUGUGCCUUGAGAACCCGAACUCACUCGGCAAAUACAAGCUCAAGAAUGAUGAGUGGAUGGACUCUGGCAAAGUCGAAAAGCUUCGUGAAUUGCUCACCCGCUUCGUCGCCAACGGCGACCGCACCUUGAUCUUCUCGCAGUUUACCAUGGUCAUGGACAUCCUCGAGAACGUCCUCGAGACUCUCCAGAUGGAAUUUGUCCGCCUGGACGGCCGCACAAAUGUCGAAGAUCGUCAGUCUAUCCUGGACGCGUUCCACGAGCGUGUGGAUAUCCCCGUCUUCCUCCUCUCGACCAAGGCCGGCGGUGCAGGAAUUAAUUUGGCCUGUGCCAACAAGGUCGUCAUCUUCGACUCCUCCUUCAAUCCCCAGGAGGAUGUCCAGGCCGAGAACCGUGCCCAUCGUGUUGGCCAGACACGCGACGUUGAAGUGUUCCGCUUCGUCACUCGCGAAACCAUUGAGGAGCAAAUCUACGCCCUCGGUCAGACCAAGCUGGCACUUGACCAAGCCGUUGCGGGAGAUGAUGAUGGCGUCGCGGCCAAGAAGACCGAGGAAGCUGGUAUGAAGGCUGUGGAAAACAUGGUUCUCGCAGACAUGGAGAAGAAGGACAGUCCGGAGGGGAAACAGUAGGGCGGAAUACGGAGACAUGUUGUGGGAGAUGUGUGGUGGUGGCCUUUUCGGUGUUUGGGAAGAUUUCUUGCAUUUUCAUCUGGGCGUGAUUUGGCAUGUACACAUGUCGCUGGUGUUUUCUGUGACGGUUCGAUUGAAAGGUGCAUAACGCAUACGAGCAUGUUAGAGUAGACCGAAUAAAGUUUAAUUUUCGACGAUUUUA